Messenger RNA from Heterotrigona itama, 1314 nucleotides. Lineage: Eukaryota; Metazoa; Arthropoda; Insecta; Hymenoptera; Apidae. The record is from the annotation of a GenBank genome assembly.
GGACUCGACAGCGUGACCUCAAAAUAUUGUAUAACAUUGUUAAAGCAAUUGGCAAAGUCGGGGCAAACAGUGGUUUGUUCCAUUCAUCAGCCGAGCGCUUCGCUCUUGAACAUGAUCGAUCACCUUUACGUGGUGGCAGACGGGAAUUGUGUGUACAGCGGUAGCACGCAGAAUUUAGUGCCUUAUUUGAGCAGUCUCGGUUUGCAAUGUCCAACGCAUUACAAUCCAGCAGACUAUCUGAUGGAAAUCUGUAAUGGAGAUUACGGCAAAUACUUGCCGGAGAUGGUGAGUGCCAUCGAGAAUGGCAAAAAUAAUGCAUGGAGGUCAACCAGUAAUGUAACUAACGUCAAUCAUCAAGAGGAAGUGAUCGCUUUGAAUGUGACAGCUUCGUUCCAAGCACUUCGGCAACGAUCUCCGUUGGAAAUACAGCACGUUCGCAGUAGGCACAAAGGAUCUGCCGAAUAUGCCACUGGUUUUUGGAAACAACUAGUCAUUUUGCUUAAAAGAAAUGCUAUUAGACUCUCCAGAGAUAAGGUAUUAACAUUUACACGACUCUCGAUGCAUUUUAUAAUUGCCAUAGUCGUUGGCAUGAUCUACUUCAAAGUCGGCCAGGAUGCUGUCUACGUACUGGACAACUUUAAUCUUCUCUUUUUCAACAUCAUGUUUCUUAUGUUUAUUAAUCAAACGAUUGAUAUAACUGUUUGCUAUAUUACAGUUCCCUCGGAGUUGCCGAUCAUCAUGCGGGAACAUUUCAAUCGCUGGUACAAGUUACACUCUUUUUACUUGGCUAACAAAAUAGCCGACUUUCCUAUUCAAUUCAUAGCCAUUUGCUUGUACAUUCUCAUCGUGUAUUAUAUGAGUGAUCAACUGCUAGAACUUCAACGAUUUUGUCUUUACACGCUGAUGUGUUUUGCCGUUAGUAUGGUUGCUCAAACGUUUGGCCUCUUAAUUGGAACAGGAAUGAAAGUACAGCAUGGCAUGAUCUUUGGACCACUCACGAUUCUUCCGUUUUUGAUAUUUAGUGGAUUCUUUGUUCAAUUCAGAGAUGCUCAUCCGUACUUGCGAUGGUUAUUCCAUUUAUCAUUUCUCAAAUAUGGUUUCGAGGGUGUAAUGAUCGCUAUUUAUGGAUAUGACAGACCAAAGCUUUUUUGUUCAGAUGUUUAUUGCCACUUUGCUAUACCAGAGACACUGUUAAAUGCUGUAGACAUGAAACAGGCUAAUUAUUGGUUCUGUUUGAUUGUAUUGGCCGCGUUGUACGUCAUGCUGGAUAUUGGAACAUUCACAUUAUUAAAAUACAAAUUAGAAAAACGCAUA